Molecule: messenger RNA, 384 nt
Organism: Peronospora matthiolae
Lineage: Eukaryota; Oomycota; Peronosporomycetes; Peronosporales; Peronosporaceae
Source: the annotation of a GenBank genome assembly
AUGAAUAUGUUGGAUGAUGAAGAUGACCAAAGCUUUCACGCUACGCGUGACGGCUACUCCCAUUUGAGCGAUGUCGAAUGGGAUGCGGUUGAACGAAUGGGUUCGACCAUGGGCAUCCAUGCUGUUAGCGUCAUGCUAGGGGCUCUCAAUAGAGACGCCCAACGUGCUACUAUCGCCAAGUUCAUUCAAAAUGAACUUGACGCUGAACGCGAGAAAGUAGCCUUGCUUCACCAACAAGGUUCCCAACAAGCAGAGUUGUUGAGAGAACAGGGUGUUCAACAGUUUGAACUGUUGAGACAGCAGCAGGCUGCUGGUGGGUCGAUGCACUCGGGUCGACCGGAGAUCUUGAAGAGUGACAUCUCUAAGUAUAGGGGAGUCCAAUAG